This is a messenger RNA of Carassius auratus (goldfish), 2645 nucleotides long. RefSeq names its product liprin-beta-1-like. Gene Ontology annotation, cellular component: presynaptic active zone. Gene Ontology annotation, molecular function: protein binding. The transcript has 20 exons. The coding region runs from base 1 to 2166 and encodes 721 amino acids. NCBI's taxonomy places the organism in Eukaryota, Metazoa, Chordata, Actinopteri, Cypriniformes, Cyprinidae. The record is from RefSeq and is a predicted model, not a curated record. Gene Ontology annotation, biological process: neuromuscular junction development.
AUGCUUAGCAGAAGUGCUUUAGAGAUGGAGAAACUGGAACUACAGACCGAGGUAUCAAGUCUCAAACUAAAGCUAGCUGCUACAGAGGGGGAUUGCAGAGAAAGUGAGGGUUUUUAUCAGGAUGUAAAAGACAUGCGCCUUCAGUUGACUUCUAUGGAGGACGAGAGACAAGAGUAUGAGAGAAGUCUUAACUCUACCAAAGAGGAAUUGAUAUCACUACAAAAGCAGUUGGAGGAGAGAGAACAGGCACUUAGAAGAUUUCAGGACCAGGCCAUGUCAGAAACCCCAAACACAGAACAGUCACAAAGCAGAGAGAAAGACAUGGAGGUGCAGAGAAUGAGGAGUGCUGUUGAGUCUUUGAAGACAGCUAAUGAAGAGAAGGAUUUGAAGAUAAAAGAGCUGCAGCAGUCUCUGAUCCGUUUCAAGCGAGUGCAGGAUAUGGUGUCGUCUGUGCAGGCAUCAAAAGACCAAACCAGGGAUGAGGACACAAGAGAAGGGCUGUGUGACACCGAGAUGGUCUCCACAGGAGGCACAGAGGAAACCGAUGAACCUCAGCUCAUUCCAUGUUCAGAGCUGCCCCCUGAAGUGACCACACACAAACCUGCAGCUGAGACCACCGACAGUGUCUCUGAAGUACAGCAGCCUGAAAGGUCUCGUUUGACAAGCAAUAAUGAGGAUGAAGCCAGUAAAAAUGGAGGCUCUCCAUCCAUCUCCCCGACUGAGAAUUUUGGCUCUAAAAAAACACGUUCCUCUUUCGGACGUGGCUUUUUUAAGAUCAGAGGCAACAAGAUGUCAAGCACCGCUCCCAAUCUGAUUGAAGGAGAGCGUAAGGGGACUGAGCACUUGGAUUUGGCCGGGUUGCAAACUCAGAAGCCGAAAGCACUAGAGACAUACUCGCCCGAAGGAAAGAAGAAAUCAAAGGGGAUCAUGAAGUUAUUUGGAAGAAUGAAGAGAAGUCAGUCCACCUCUGACGACCUGGACGAUUCUCCCGAGUCAGCGUUUCGGAGAGGGGGAGUUCGAGCCACAGCGGGACCCAGACUGGGCUGGUCACGUGAUAUGCAGCGAAGCAAUAACAAUGAGCUGGACAGCCCAUUUUCACGCUGGAGUAAAGAGCAGGUGUGCGUUUGGCUGCAGAACCAGGGACUGGACUUGUAUGUAAAUCAAGCUCAGCAGUGCAUCAGCUCUGGACAGACAUUAUUAAAGGCGUCUCCGCAUGAUUUGGAAAAGGACAUGGGCAUCCGGCAUCCUCUACACAGAAAGAAACUGCAGCUGGCUCUUCAGUCACUGGGCUCCGAGGAGGAAGAUGCCAUGGGUAAACUGGACUACAACUGGGUUACUCGAUGGCUGGAUGACAUCGGCCUACCUCAGUAUAAAUCUCAGUUUGAUGAGGGCAGAGUGGAUGGGCGCAUGCUUCACUAUAUGACUGUGGAUGACCUGUUGGGACUGAAAGUGGGCAGUGUUCUUCACCAUCUCAGUAUUAAGAGAGCCAUUCAGGUGCUACGCAUCAACUGCUAUGACCCCAGCUGCCUCCGUCGCCGACCAACGGAGAAUAAUCCCACGCCAGCAGAAAUCUGUCAAUGGACCAAUCACAGAGUGAUGGAGUGGCUUCGUUCAGUGGAUCUAGCGGAGUAUGCACCCAACCUGAGAGGAAGUGGAGUCCACGGAGGCCUAAUGGUUUUAGAGCCUCGCUUCAAUGUUGAGACAAUGGCUCUGCUUCUUAACAUCCCACCAAAUAAAACUCUGUUGAGACGUCACCUUGCAACCAACUUCCAUCUUCUGAUUGGCUCAGAGGCACAAAGGCUGAAGCAGGAGCAUCUUGAAAACCCAGAUUACACUGUCCUGACAGCUACAGCCAAAGUCAAGCCAAGACGUCUGUCAUUUGGAAGUUUCGGGACAUUGAGACGGAAGCGACAGGAGGAGAUGGAAGAGUAUGUUUGCCCCAUGGAUGUGCAGAUGCCUAAGAGCAGUAGUUUCAAUAAAGGCCUUUGCGUUUACGAGGACGGCUUGGAUCAGCUGGAGCAGAUGGAGGACUCUGAAGGAACCGUGCAACAGAUUGGCGCAUUCUCGGAAGGAAUCAACAACCUGACUAGCAUGCUAAAAGAGGAGGAGUUCUUCAUGGAAGCAUCGUCCCGUUCACCUGAAACCAGCACCAUAGAUGACAACUAAGAAUGUUUGAACUUGACUAAGUCUGUAGCUGUGAAAGUUACUGUGAUUUCAGUAUGAAAGCAAUAAGCUCAGCUCACAGUGAAACUCAAAAUGAUUACACAGUACAUGCAAUAGAAUAUUAAUUCAGUUAAAUGCUAUUUAUUCGUUUAGGAUCUACAGUAACUGAAACAGUAUUUUUAAGUGUUUGCACCAAGCUAAAAACCAAAGACGACAAAUCAAAAUGGCAGUUAGUUCUUAAUGAUUUUAAUUGUCUUUUAUACUAGGCUAUAUAUUCUUAUGUGACCGUUCACUGCAUGUUUUCACCCUUUUCUAGUUGGACGUUUACAUGAUUUUAUUGGGAGGGAAAAUUUAUAUUUUUGCCUGCAAAAACUUGAUAUUGUUAUACUAUAACCAUAUCAGUGAAUACCAUGUACUAUGUACUGUUUUAUGCAUGUAAGUCAAAGAAAUUCCAUUAAAACUAUUUUUUUUUCUGAAUCCAA